UAGGGGGAAGGGAAAUGUAUUCUAACAACAAGAAAAGAAACGAGCUUCGAUCUAACAAUGUCGUUCACUACUUAGUCAAGACCUCUGUAGAUUUGAGCACUUAGGGUUAGUUUGGGGUUAACUUAAACGUUUGAGUUUUCAGACACCAAUCUUGUCGGCAAAGCACUGCUACUGGGGGUGCAUGCAGCACCUGAAACCUCAGAGUAGGCUAAACGUAGUGCUAGCUAAACGCGGGAUUGGACAUCCCUGGUGGAUGUCGGAAGGCAACUGCAAGUUCCACAGUUGCUCCAUCAACGUGAACUUAGUAAUGAUGUCCGGUACAACAUCUGUUGGGUUUGAUGACCAUUAUCAGAGAGCAGCAAGUACAAGCCCAAGCUUAUAAGGCCUUAAAUGGACUUGCACUGCAUAGCGUAUUAGCCCAAAUACACAGGCACGUCCGUCCUCAUCCUUGUCCAAGAUCCACCGACCUCUUGACACUGAUGGCGUGGCAACAGUGAGGUCGCCAGACUUGGACAGAAGACCUUUGCAUUCAGUUUAGGCUGCCUUGACCACCAUAUGCAUGAAAGAAAGAAACAACUGUGAAAAGCUUUUCCAUGUACCAAGAAUCUACAAAACACAUAGCUGUCCAGACAGGAAUCUGUUGGCAGGAGAUGCCCUCUGUAAGCCAGCGAUGCUGCUCUCUGAUGUCUCACCUUUCAACAGUGAAUGUCUCACAGCAGCGCUGCGCACAACCCACAGCAAUCUGCUGGAGAAUUGGGAAGUGACAGAAAUACGGAAAGCCGUGGAAGCAAGUGGAGGAGAGUUGAUUUUCCUCCUGGAGGGUUUUUUUUUCGCCUGAGGAUUGAGGAAGCAGCACACGGUGUUUGUGUGUUUGUCGGUGUUGAGAGCAACCCUUCCCUGAGGAAAGCCAGCAGGAAAACUGAUGAACACACUGUGCAGAGGGAAGUAUGCUGCAGACCAUUUAUGAGGGCAACUCGUGUUUCUCCACGGACAGCACUUACCAGCACCAGCAACUUGCUUCACAGCAUAACAUGCACAACAUCAACGAUUCAGUGAACAUAAAGCCAGAGAUGGUUCUGUCAGGGGACCCUGUGUCACCACUGGACCUGCGCACAGAUGUGAAGCUGCUGGACCCAGGCUCAGACACGGCGGUGUGGGAGAGACAGCUGCAAGAGGAGCUCCUGCUCAUCCAGAAGCAGCAGCAGCAUCAGAAGCAGCUGCUCAUCAGCGAGUUCCAAAAGCAGCAUGAGAACCUGCUGCGUCAACACCAAGUACAGCUCCAAGAGCAUCUCAAGCUCCAGCAGGAGUUGCAGGUUGUGAAGUACAAGCAGGAGCUGCUCCAGAAGGAGAAGCAGCAGGAGGAGCAGAAGCACAAGAAGGAGCAGGAUGGACUGCGCCAGGAGCAGCACAGCGCCCUCCAGAGGAGCCGGGAGCGCAGCCGCGACGCAGGUGCAAUUGCCAGCACUCAGGUGAAACAAAAACUCCAAGAGUUUCUGUUGAGCAAAACUCCAAAGGACGCCCUCUCCAGUGGAUCCCACGGCUCCCUCUGUCUGAGCCCUAAGCAGUGGUACAUCGCGUCUCAUCACACAUCUCUGGAUCAGAGCUCGCCUCCUCUUGGAGACACCUUGCCUCCCUCCAAGUUCAUCCUCCCCUUCUCUCCAGACAGCAAAGAUGACUUCCCUCUGCGGAAGACAGCAUCAGAGCCCAACUUGAAGAUACGCUCUCGGCUGAAACAGAAGGUUGUUGAGAGGAGGAGUAGCCCCUUGCUGAAGAAGAAUGAGGGAACCAUUACAGCUCCAUUUAAGAAGAGAGCCCUGGAGCUCCUAGAGUCAACAGAGAUCAAUUCCUCUGAAUCUGGUCCCAGCUCACCCAAGGGCGCUUCCAGUGCAAUAGGAGCUGAAAAUGGGCCUUCAUCACUCCCAACCACCACGCGCACGGAGCGUUGGCCCUCACAGCCGAGGUUAGUCGGGCCUGACGGACCCUUGUCUGUGCUGAGUCUGUACACAUCUCCUUCACUUCCCAACAUCACUCUGGGCCUGGCCGCAUCCUCUUCUCCCAUUACCGCUGCCCCUGGUGGUGGUGGGGGCGUGGUGCGGCACGGUCUGCCCACCCAGCUGCUGGGCCCCGUACCUCUGCCCGUCAGCCUGGAGAGCAAAGCAAGCAGCAGCCACCAAGCUCUCCUCCAGCACCUCCUGCAGAAGGAGCAGAUCCGCCAGCAGAGGAUCAUCUCAGGUCAGUCGCCUGCGUCUCCACAGUCCCUGUCGCCUCUGGCCACAAAGGAGCGCUCCGUGUGCGGUGGACGGCCCAAGCUGCCCCGCCAUCGCCCCCUCAACCGCACACAGUCCGCCCCGCUGCCCCAGAGCACGCUGGCCCAGCUGGUGAUCCAACAGCAGCACUACCUGGACAAACAGAACAGUUACCAACAGCAGCUCUCCUUCAGCAAGCUGCUGUGUCAAUCCAUUGAGCAGUCCAGACAAUCCUGCAAUCAGCUGGUAGAGUCAGAGGAUGAGCAGCAGGAUAGACGGCCAAGGGAGCAGUGCAUAACACAGGAGAGAUCGCCCUCUGGUGGUGUCAUCCGGAAACACAGCACCUCAAAUGGCACACACCUUCACAGCUCCACAGAUCCACAGCUAACAGACUCUCGUGGUAACCCUCACCCUGCCCCAAUCCAUGAGAUCAUUAAAGUCAAAGAAGAGCCUACCGACAGUGAUGAGGAGAUUGCACCCAAACAGAUCCCUACCUAUCAGCCUCAGAUGAAAGGGAGGUUGGUGAUCCAAGCCAUCAACUGAGGCUUCUCUAGAGAGCGGGCGCAGCUAGAUAACACGGCCCCGUAUGUUCAUCCCCACCCUGGACUUGUCUCUUCUUUGAGCUAAUGGAAUAUAAACAACGUUUUGAUGUUAUGUACAUACUGUGAAAACAAUGUUAAUAGCUUGUUCCUUCAAGGCGACUUUCUUUGUUUGAAAUCUGUCCUGUGAAUAAAUGUGUCAUCAUUUAAAGAUGAGACAUACAUGGCAGCUUUAGAGUAUGUAAUGUAUGGUAUUUCUGCCUGUCUCUUUCGGUUCUUAUAAACACAGCUGUUUGUAAUAACAAUGAUCAUCAUGUAACAUGUCUUAAUGUCUCAGUGUAAAGUAGUAUAGGCUACAUAUUUCCACCUGUACCUGCAGUAGUCAUUUUUAUGCUAUUUUUGAUUAGAUGAUGUUCUCCUUAGGUUGACAGGUGAAACCAUUCUCAUUAUGUGUCCUGUCCAAACUGUUGUGAGAAUCCUUCUAUCCCACAACCGCAAGGAGGAGUUUUCACACAAGAGAGGGAAAAGUAGUCAAGAGGGAAUGACGCAAUUUGUUCAGUUUCUCCACUUAUCAUGAUGUAAAUGCACCUCAAUGCCAACCUUCCUCCAGCUGAUGAUGAUGUCAUGUGUACAGAGUAUGUUUUAAUUGAAAUCUACAUAUUAUACAUUUCAAAAUGUCUGUUUUAGUCUCCUGGGUCAUAUUUGAUUUUGAUGGCCUCCUAGACUAUCUACACAGGCUCAUAUUAUCCAUAUGUUGACUGUUAACAACAAUUUAUGGCUAAGGGUUUGGGUUUAGUUAAGGUGGUAUUCAGUAAUUGUUAAACGACAAUUUCAAAGAUUGAACUUAACUUAUAAACCAUCUGUAAAGUGGGUGGACAAUCCAAGUGAAGUGUCCUGAUAUUCAUCUAUCUUUGGCGAGGUGAAUAGGCAGCAUGAAAACUUCAUGUUUCAUUCUUUUUGUAUGUCUCCUUUGCCUUCUGUUUUAAAUAACACUAAAAUAAAAUUCAUUCCCACCCUCUCAA
This is a messenger RNA of Sardina pilchardus (European sardine), 3807 nucleotides long. It is a transcript of the gene hdac9b, whose product is annotated as histone deacetylase 9b. The transcript has 16 exons. Bases 948 to 2789 code for a protein of 613 amino acids. NCBI's taxonomy places the organism in Eukaryota, Metazoa, Chordata, Actinopteri, Clupeiformes, Clupeidae. The record is from RefSeq and is a predicted model, not a curated record.